Molecule: messenger RNA, 2604 nt
Organism: Teleopsis dalmanni
Lineage: Eukaryota; Metazoa; Arthropoda; Insecta; Diptera; Diopsidae
Gene: Pxt
Product: chorion peroxidase
Exons: 9
Coding region: 99-2549 (816 amino acids)
Biological process (GO): response to oxidative stress
Molecular function (GO): peroxidase activity; heme binding
Source: RefSeq, a predicted model, not a curated record
GGCGUUUAUUCGUUCAAAUAAUUGCUUCGUCACUUGUAAAAAUUAAAAUUUUUAUAUUUUAAUAAUUUUAAUUAAUUGCUUGUAAAAAUCCUGCAAAUAUGCGGGAGCAUAAACUCUUAAUAUUAAUUUUUUAUUUCAAUUUAUUUGUGUGCUUCAAUUUUGUGGAGCAAAAUGUGGAAGCUUUUUCCGUGAAUCACAUGGCCUGGCGUUCUGCCAGUGAACAGGAAGAACCAACUUUACCAAUUGAGGAAAAGAUUAUGCUGGAAGAGGAAGAACAAAACAAUGGUAAUGACAAAACACCAACCUCAAGUCUAUUGGGAAAGUGCGAUCCUUGCCCGGAGAGCAUAGUUUGCGUGCCACAAAUACAAUGUCCAGCACAUGUACGUAUGAAGGAUCAUGAAAAGCCACAAAUUUGUGAUUUGCCUGGAGGAACAUUUGGUUUUUGCUGUGUGACUGGACAAAAUCAUACAGGUAUCAACACGGAUAAGGCACGAAUGCCAUCCUCAACAUUUCUACCCUUAAGCAUUGUUGAGGAAGCACGUUUGAAACUAGGACAACUGAUGCACCACGUUGCAAUGUUACCAGUUCAGCAAGGCCAUCCAGACUUUUUCCAUGGCAUUGCUUUUCACUCAACGCCUAAGGAAGACAUACAAAAUUUUCAUCUGAGUAACUCUGCCAUGCAACAAGUCAUUACCAGCCAAAUAUUCACUCAAAAAGAACAAAUACCUAUCGAUGAUAUUAUUACGAAUAACUUGCACGUUGAUUUCAAAGAUACGCCCUUAGCGCAUCAUUGUGCGCCACCACAUCAUUGCAGAAAUCCAAGAGCACGUUACCGUAGUUUCGAUGGUUCCUGUAAUAAUCCUUUGUCAGAUCGUUCGCUUUGGGGUGCUGCCGGCCAGCCGAUGGAGCGCUUACUGCCACCGGCGUAUGAGGAUGGUAUAUGGACGCCGCGUAUGCAUUCGGUGGACGGUAAGCCAUUGUUGGGUGCACGUGAAACUUCUCGCAAGCUAAUUGCCGACGUUAACAGACCACAUCCGAAGCAUAACUUAUUGGUAAUGCAGUUUGGACAAUUUAUAGCACAUGAUGUCUCGCAAACUGCUUCAGUGAGAUGGGAAAAUGGAGAUUUAGUGCAAUGUUGUUCACCAGACGGACUCCACAUGUUGCCAAAAGAAAAUCGUCACUUUGCUUGCCUACCUAUUGAUGUGUCACCGGAUGAUGAGUUCUACAGUACCUUUAAUGUUCGCUGCAUGAAUUUCGUCCGCCUCUCACUAUAUCCGCAUGAGGAUUGUAAGAUGCGUUAUGGCAAACAGCGUAGUAAGGUUACACACUUUUUGGAUGCUUCACCGGUUUAUGGAUCAAGUAUGGAAACUGCGCAGGAUUUACGAGUUUUUCAAGGCGGUAGGUUGCGUAUGCUGCACGACUUUGGACGUGAUUUGUUGCCCUUAACGAAUGAUAAGAAAACCUGUGGAAGUGAAAGUGCAGACCAAUCCUGUUUUAAGUCAGGUGACGGUCGCACGAACCAGAUUAUUUCUCUCAUAACAACACAUAUACUCUUUGCUCGUGAGCAUAAUCGCAUAGCUGGCAUUUUGCAUCGCAUGAAUCCUCAACACUCUGACGAGCAAAUAUUCCAGGAAGCACGUCGAAUUCUUAUAGCUGAGCUUCAACACAUAAUUUAUAACGAAUAUUUACCCAUUGUAGUGGGUGCAAUGCAAAUGAAACGCUUCCGUUUGGUGCCUCUACAUCAUGGUUACUCUAGUGAAUACAGUGAUAGGAUCAAUCCAGCCAUAACUAAUGAGUUUUCUGGUGCUGCUUUUCGCAUGGGCCAUUCGAGUGUUGAUGGUAAAUUCCAUUUACAUCACCAAAACAAUGUUGAUGAAGUCAUCAAUAUACCGGAUGUGAUGUUCAAUCCUUCGCGUAUGCGUAAACGUAGCUUUUACGAUAACAUGUUAAAUACCUUGGUUUUUCAACCCAUGCAAACUGUCGAUACUUCUGUCACCCGUGGUCUAAGCCGUUUCCUCUUUCGUGGACAUAAUCCGUUUGGUAUUGAUUUGGCUGCUAUAAAUAUACAACGUGGCAGAGAUCAGGGAUUGCAUUGUUAUAACGAUUAUUUAGAGUUAAUGGGUCAUAGAAAAUUACGCAGUUUUAAGCAAUUACCUUCAGAUAUUGCGCAAAAAUUAUCCAAAGUAUAUAAUUCGCCAGAUGAUAUUGAUCUCUGGAUUGGCGGUUUGUUAGAAAAAGCAGUACCGGAUGGGAUUGUAGGCAUUACAUUUGCUGAAAUUAUUGCCGAUCAAUUUUCACGUUUCAAGCAUGGCGAUCGCUACUAUUAUGAAUACAACAAACACAUUAAUCCGGGUGCUUUUAACCUAGAUCAGUUACAUGAAAUUCGCAAAGUAACCAUGGCCCGUCUUAUCUGUGAUAAUUCGGAUCAUUUAACUUUAACAGAAGUGCCGCCAGCAGCGUUUGUGCGUGCUGACUUUCCGGGCAAUCAACCAGUUCGUUGCAAUAGCCCACAAAUUCCUAUUGUAAACUUGGAAGCUUGGCGUGCUUAGGUUAUCAAUUAAUUAAAAAUUAAAUUAAAAGCGCCUGCAGUUCGAAUUAAUUUUU